This is a messenger RNA of Notodromas monacha, 546 nucleotides long. NCBI's taxonomy places the organism in Eukaryota, Metazoa, Arthropoda, Ostracoda, Podocopida, Cyprididae. The record is from the annotation of a GenBank genome assembly.
ACAUCUUUUACCAAUUUCCAGGGCACAGCCUUGUUUGCCGUGAGGCCGAAACGCAGCUGUCCACACUUGUCUCUUGUAAAACCAGCUCCACCUUCGGAAGGUGCCCUUGCGGUGGAUCAAAAGUGUGAAAAAUGUGACGCCCCGGAUGGGAAUUGGCUGUGUUUGACGUGUUACAUGGUGUUGUGCGGUAGGGAUAGAAACAAGCACAUGUUGGCGCACUAUUCGGCGCAUCAUAACCAUCCUUUGUGUCUGUCCUUUGACGAUCUGUCUGUGUGGUGUUACGGAUGUGCCAGCUACGUGGACUAUGAAUUGCCGGAAUUAACGGAAAUUCAUCGCCGGGUUUACAAGAGCAAGUUCAGGGAAAACCGACCCGGAGAUAAUGCAACAGCGCAAACCACGAUUGAUAAUACCUUGGAAUAAUCUCUGGGAGUUAUCCAUCAAUCAGUGCGAUCAAUAAAUUUGAAUGGGAUUUUAUAAACUAUUUGAAAGUGUUCUGGUCGUCGGUAAUUUUUCUCUUUUUUUUUUUUGCGUGUACGUUUUCCCCCU